Nycticebus coucang (slow loris) is the source of this 2052-nucleotide messenger RNA. It is a transcript of the gene TMEM255B, whose product is annotated as transmembrane protein 255B. The coding region runs from base 76 to 1041 and encodes 321 amino acids. The record is from RefSeq and is a predicted model, not a curated record. The transcript has 9 exons. Lineage: Eukaryota; Metazoa; Chordata; Mammalia; Primates; Lorisidae.
GGCCGCUCCGCCCGCCGGGUCAGUGCUGCGGUCCCCGCGUGAAGUCGGCGGCCGGGACAGAAGCGGUGCCUGGGGAUGCAGCCGCCUGGGACCCCCGCGCCGGGGGACGCCGCAGAAGCGUUUGCAGGAAGAAAGAAGACUUCCCUCUGGUUUGUGGGGUCUCUGCUGGCAGUGUCCAUCUUCAUCCUGAUUGUCGGCCUGGCUGCCACCACCAGGACGGAGAAUGUGACAGUGGGUGGCUACUACCCAGGCAUCAUCUUGGGCUUUGGUGCUUUCUUAGGAAUUAUUGGCAUCAACCUGGUGGAGAACCGAAGGCAAAUGUUGGUAGCUGCAAUUGUGUUUAUCAGCUUUGGUGUGGUGGCAGCAUUCUGCUGUGCCAUAGUCGACGGUGUAUUUGCAGCACGACACAUCGAACCAGGGCCUCUCACCACGGAGAGAUGCCAGUUUUACUCUAAUGGGGUAGGAUAUUUCUCUGACAUCUACCAAACAGAGGUCACCUGUCAUUCCUUGAACAGCAAGUGCCAGCUGAAGGUGAGAAGCAACACUUGCUACUGCUGUGACCUAUACACUUGUGAGAGCACGGAGCCCUCGCCUGCCUACUACGAGUUUGUUGGUGUGCACAGCUGUAAGGAUGUGGUCCACCUCUACCGCCUGCUCUGGGCCUCAGCACUUCUGAAUGUCCUGGGCCUGCUCCUGGGCAUUGUCACAGCUGCUGUCCUGGGGGCCUUCAAGGACAUGCAGGUGCCUCUGUCCCAGCUGGCCCUUGGCCCAUCCACCCCACCUCAGAUCCUGUACAGCCCUGCCCAGCAGGUCCUAGCCUACACAGGUUUCUGCCAGCCGGCUGCUACCAUCCCAACUUGCUCCUCCUACCCUCUGCCCCUGCAGCCCUGCAGCAGCUUCCCGGCCAUGCCCCUGUGUCAGGAUGGGCAGCCUCCCUCCCAAUCGCGCUCCAGCCUCCAGCCUCCUCCCCAUGUCCCACCACCAUGCUAUGCAUCAGCCUGUUUCCUCCCAGGGGAGAAACCACCUCCCUAUAUACCCUGACACAGGGCUGUACAUUGAAAAUUAACUGGGUUUUUUGUUUGUUUUUUUCUUAAAAAAAAAAAGAAAGCCUCUAGAAAUCCUACUUCUAUGACCAACCGCUUAGAGAAUCCGGAGAAUGUUCUGAAGUCUGUCCUCCUUUCCCUCUCAGUACUCUGGCAGGACUGGAGGGAAACUGGCCUGCUGGCCAUAUCUGGUGGCCGCUGGGCUCGCAUCUGCUAGCAUAUGAGCUAACUCCAAGUAGUGCUAAAAGUCCCCUCUGGAGCUUCCUUGUUUGAAAGAGGUGGUUCUGGUUCAGUUACCCAGCAUCCUCUGUGCUAGUGAGCUGCUGUCACCUUUGAAUGAAGGGAUGACCCAGAAGGCAUAGCUGUGUCUAAGGCUCCUUGUCCUAGGCAGUGCACUCUGUCCUGGCCCUCAGUGCUGUGUGCCCCUACAUUUGCUGGGGUGAAAGGAAAGCUUUGGCUCUAACCCAUGAUGCUGUGUACCAGGUCUGCGAGCUUCUGCUUUCCCCACCCCCCAGCUGCCCCACACCUCCCAGGGGAGGUUUCCUGCCCAGCUGUCUCCUGACUUCUCCAAGCUGGUGGAACAUGAGACCUUUUCCCAUGGGAUGCAGGAAGCUCUUGGCUCGGAGCCUGUUUGAUGAGGGCCAUGUGCACCAGCCUCUGCCAGGUGCACCCAAGACACACGUGAGCGCCGGCAGCCACCAGACCCUGGACCAAGGCUGGCGUCCCCAGAACAGGCAGGUCAGGAUGAACUGCCCUAAGCUGCCAUUCAGGGCAAUUGAUUAUUUUGAGCUGAAGUUGCUUGAAAAACAGCAAGUACAGGGAGAGGCUUUCCCUGAACUCCUGAACGACAGAUUUCCUGUAGGAACCUGCAGGAACCAACCAGGCAUGUGGACUCCCACAAUAGGAGAGGAAGAUGCCCUCCCCAGAGAGGUCCCCUCAUUCCUGGGAGCUACCUACUGACCCCCAUGUGCCCCCAUGCAUGGAAUAAACGUGUGCACCUAGACUCCCA